Formica exsecta is the source of this 2074-nucleotide messenger RNA. RefSeq names its product calcium uptake protein 1 homolog, mitochondrial (gene MICU1). Gene Ontology annotation, biological process: calcium import into the mitochondrion; mitochondrial calcium ion homeostasis. The transcript is spliced from 12 exons. The coding region runs from base 183 to 1676 and encodes 497 amino acids. Gene Ontology annotation, molecular function: calcium ion binding. The record is from RefSeq and is a predicted model, not a curated record. Gene Ontology annotation, cellular component: uniplex complex. Lineage: Eukaryota; Metazoa; Arthropoda; Insecta; Hymenoptera; Formicidae.
UGUAUUUAUGUGAUCUUUUUGCGAUGUAUCCAAUUACGAUGACGGUCAAUGACGGCUUUUUGAUUGUUAUUCGAUAUUAUUAAAGUUGCAGUCUUUGUCUUAACGAAUUUGUUCACUAAAUUAUAUAUAUUUAAUUCUUUUACAUUUUUUUUAUUGUAUAUAAUAAUAGUGUUAAAGAGAAUAUGGCUGUGAUAAUGCUAUUCAGUAGAAGUACGUGUGUAUUUCGGCAGAAUCCACAAUGUAAACUUUUGUUAGUCAAUGCACUUCAUACUCCAGGAUAUAACAGUUAUGGAAAAGAUAGACACAAGUAUGAAUACAAGCAGACUCGUAAUUUUAAAAAUUUUGGUCAUACCAGAAAAAAAUCUAGCUUUAUCGCUGCUCUACCAGUUGCAAUUCCCAGCAUUGGACUGUUUAUAUGCAUGACCAUUGAUUGGCAACGGCUACUUAAUAUAGUACCUAAAGUGGAGGCAGCCAGUAUCUUAGUGGAGGAGACUCAGGAUAAUGGAAACAUAGAACAUGGAACGGAGCAGGAUUUACAGAAGAAGAAGAAAAAUAAGAGAGAGAAGAUUGGAUUUCGCGAUAGAAAGAUAAUAGAAUACGAAAAUCGUAUAAGGCAUUACUCCACACCGGACAAAGUGUUCCGUUACUUCGCGACCCUCCAGGUCACGAGCAACGACAUGCACGAGGUGUUUAUGACGCCGGAUGACUUUUUAAGAUCAAUGACGCCCGGCGUGAAACAGCCCGAUGGCCUUGGACUAGACCAAUACAGACGUUACGAUCCAAAGAAUAUUCACACGAAAUUAGAAUUAGAAUUGGACGAAGACAGCAUCUUCUACAAGCUUGGCAGUGCAGGCCUCAUUACUUUCUCCGAUUACAUCUUUUUGUUGACUGUAUUAUCAACCUCCAGACGUCACUUUGAAAUUGCCUUUAGAAUGUUCGACUUCAAUGGAGACGGUGACGUCGAUUCCGAGGAGUUUGGAAAAGUGGCUACAUUGAUACGGCAACAAACUAGUAUAGGCACUCGACACCGUGAUCACGCAACCACAGGAAAUACAUUUAAGGGAGUGAAUUCCGCGCUAACUACGUACUUCUUUGGGCCACAAAUGAAUCAGAAGCUAACCAUCGAGAAAUUCCUGGACUUUCAACAACAACUGCAGCGGGAGAUUCUGAGUCUUGAGUUCGAACGACGAAAUCCGGAUGAGGAUGGCAAUAUUACUGAGGUAGAUUUUACGGAAUUACUUUUGGCUUAUGCUGGAUAUUCAGCAAAAAAGAAGGCGAAAAUGUUGAAAAGAGUGAAGAAGACUUUCAAGGAAGAUCCGAAAGGGAUUAGCAAAGAGGAAUAUCUUAAAUUCUUUCACUUUUUGAACAACAUUAACGACGUAGAUACAGCUUUGACAUUCUAUCAUAUAGCCGGCGCGUCUAUCGAUCAAGCGACAUUGAAACAUGUAGCAAAAACUGUAGCGCACGUGGAUCUGAGUGACCAUAUUAUUCAAGUGGUAUAUACGAUUUUCGACGAAAACAUGGAUGGACAACUUAGCAAUCGGGAAUUCGUCGCUGUGAUGAAAAACCGUGUUCUGCGUGGUUUGGAAAAAUCGAAGGAUACUGGAUUUGUCAAGUUAAUUCAAUCUUUGAUAAAGUGUGCAAAAAAUAGCAAUCUCCUGUCAUACGAUAAAUAAGUAAAGCCACAUAUAAAACCUAAAUGCUAAUUAAUUUAUAUGUAUUUAAUUUAUUGAUUGUAAUAUAUAUAGAAAUAUAAAAAAUUGCUAUUCUUAACUAGAGAUUAUAACAUUUAUAAUAGAAUCGUUAUGUUGAUAUUUGUAGCUUAUAUUAUUAUUAGGAGAGAGUUAGAGAUUUAUAUUAUAGCAAAUUUUACAUUAAUGAUGUAUUGUAUUAGUCCACUUUCACUAUUCUAUGAAAUAGAGCAUGAAAUAUCAGCCAAAAAAAGCUCGCGAGAUAUAGGAGCUACAAUUUUACCCAUUCAGUAAGUAUUCAGCGUUUAUUCAGCAAACAUCGACAGAACUUGUCUUGUAUUGCAAAUUUCAAGUUGGAUUGUUAAAUAUAAUAAUGUAUACGA